AUGAGUAAAGUUCCGCGUGAUACGCUCAUUGAGUGUGUUGGUGAAGUGCUGAAGGCGUCGCAGGAGAAGAAGAGAAAAUUCCGUGAGACCGUCGAACUAGAAGAGAAAAUUCCACUGAAGAAUGUAGCAAGACCAAAAAUGCGUGUUUGCAUUUUGGGUGACCAGCAACAUUGUGAUGAGGCUAAUGCCAAUAGUAUACCGUGUAUGAAUGCCGAAGAUUUGAAGAAGUUGAACAAGAACAAGAAACUCAUCAAAAAGUUGGCUAAGAGUUAUGAUGCGUUCUUGGCCUCUGAAGCAUUGAUCAAGCAGAUCCCUCGUAUUCUGGGUCCUGGCUUGAAUAAGGCUGGUAAAUUCCCUACCGUGGUUGCACAUUCUGAGCCUUUGGCUGGCAAGAUUGAGGAGAUUCGUUCGACAAUCAAGUUUCAGAUGAAGAAGGUAUUGUGUCUGUCAGUGGCCGUCGGCCAUGUGGAAAUGUCGCAAGAAGAGUUGGUUUCAAACAUCGCUCUAUCAAUCAAUUUCUUGGUGUCGCUGUUGAAAAAGAGUUGGCAAAAUGUGCGUUCACUGCAUAUCAAAAGCACGAUGGGACCGCCGCAACGUCUCUAUUAA
Molecule: messenger RNA, 606 nt
Organism: Anisakis simplex (herring worm)
Lineage: Eukaryota; Metazoa; Nematoda; Chromadorea; Rhabditida; Anisakidae
Source: the annotation of a GenBank genome assembly